UGAUUUGAUAGCAGACUGAUUGUAGACGUUUCGCGGAAGGAAGCACCGCACGAUGAAAAAGAGGAAAAGAAUUAAAAACAAGUACUAUGUAAACAAUUAGAUCCAGGCUAUAAAAUAGUGCACUCAUAUUUUAAAAAUUUUAACUCAUGUGGAUUUUACUAAAGCAAAAUGGAAAAUAAUCAAGGCAUCACAAAUGAAGCUUUUCAAACCGAUGAAACUGAUGAACCUAAUAAACUGUUAGAAAAUUAUUUUGGCAACAGCCAGUUUUCAGAAGAUACAAUCAGGCAAACAUUAUUAGAUUCUGAUGAGUGUGAUGAAAAUGUACCACACUCUGCGCUACCUAUUUAUCUAAGAGAAUCAAAUGAAUCAUCUGAAUCACCACGAACAAAAUUAGCAAAAUUUAUUCCAGAUACUCCUUUCAAAAUUAAUGGCAACUUAAAUCAAAUUUGUGAUAGUAGAAUAUUUGUGAGGCCGUUGGCAGUGCCUAAUGGUACCAAAAGCUUCCAUGUAUCCCUCUCUAUGGAAGAUGAAGGUGAUAGUAAUGAACACACUUACUCCAAAAGUUGUGACUGUAACGAAGACAUUAUUGAGUCACUUCAAAGGCACAACUGUAACAUCACCAGGAGUGUCUCUGAGGACUUCCUUCAGGGGCCAUCGGAGCUUCAGCGGCGUAUAUCUCUCGUGCAAACUAGCAAAGGCAAGCUGAUGGGUGUGCCAAGGGUUCGACCGGGCGAGAAAGUUGUCCGGUCUCCUUCGAUGAGUGGCCAAGCCCCCUCUCUUCCCACACCUAGAAUCUCAGAUGGUUCAGAAUUGAUGCCAAAGAAAGCAAAAUUCACAACAGAACAGAAGUUGAUUGCCUUUUGUCUGUGUUUGGUUGACUUCACAGCAUUUCUCAGCAUGUCCAUCAUUGCCCCCUUUUUCCCCCGUGAGGCUGCUGAGAAGGGAAUGCGUGAAGCUGUUUCCGGUUUUGUAUUUAGUAUUUAUGCACUAGUUGUUAUGUUGGCAUCACCUGUCUUUGGGAAAAUACUUCCCAGUGUUGGAGCCAAAUUUAUGUUCCUUUCUGGUGUAGGUUUCUGUGGAGCUUGCAAUGUUUUGUUUGGAUUGUUAGACAAAGUAAAUGGCCAAAUAGAGUUUACUGUCCUUUGUUUUGUCGUCCGUUCUUUUGAAGCACUUGGAGCUGCAGCUUUCUGCACUGCCUCUUGCACAAUACUCAUAGAUCAGUUUCCCGAUGAUAUUGGCACAGUUUUUGGUUUUACUGAGACUUGUAUUGGUGUUGGUAUGAGCAUUGGUCCAGCAAUUGGUGGUGCACUAUAUGCUGUUGGUGGCUUUGGCUUGCCUUUCUUCACGCUUGGUGGCUUUGUCAUGCUCAUUGUACCGCUGCUAUGGUACUUAAUGAGAAACGUUGAAGAUCCAGAAGUUGUGCUCAACACCAGUGUUUCAUAUAAAAAGUUGUUAUCAAUGCCUCAUGUUAUUGUUGUAUGCCUUAUAUUAGCAGUUGCAUCUCAAGCUCAAGGUUUUAUAGAUCCUACUUUAGAACCACAUAUGCGACAGUAUAACUUGGACACAAGCAUUAUUGGUUUAUUAUUUCUCUUGUUAUCUGGUGCUUAUGCUCUUUCAUCUCCUGUUGUUGGUUGGGUUAGUGGAAAAGUUGAAAACAAAUAUCCUAUAAUGAUCAUUGGCUUGAUACUUGUUACUGCAGCAAUGCUUUUACUGGGUCCUUCUGAAUUUUUGCCAAUAAAUGGGAGCUUAUGGCUUAGUGUGGUUGCUCUUACCUUCAUGGGCUUUUCUUUUGCAGCUGCUUAUGUUCCAACAUUUGAAAGCAUGUUCAUUGCAGCAAUGAAUGGAGGACUAGAAGAUGACAUUAAUACCUAUAGUGUUGUAUCUGGUCUAUGGAACUCGGUUUAUUCUCUUGGAGAAGUUACUGGUCCAUCUUUAGGAGGAAUCUUGUCUGAUUUCUUUACAUUUCCUGAAGCUUCAACACUUAUGGCAUUCUGUACCUUUGCUGCGUUUUUAGUUGCAUUAGUUGCAUGGUGCAAUCCUUGCAUGUGCUUUGGACCUUAUAGUCUGAUUGAAGAUGCAGAAGAAAAACUGGCCUCUAAUCAUAGUUCUCAAGAAAUCAUUCGCGUCCCUUCUCGCGAACAAACUCCUCUCCAAGACGGGAAUGUUCACACUUACGGCAGCUUGUGGGAGGACAAGAAGAACCCUGUUGUGUAAAGAAUCAGAAAGCUGUUGGUGUCUUUAUUUCUGUACAAACUUUUAUGAAAAAUUCUUUUUAUAACUUAAUUUUAUUAUUUGUAAAUAUCAUGUUGAUAUAACAUAUUUUUAAUAAUGCUCAAAGUAUUUUUCUUCUUUCUUUUUCAUUUUAUGAAAUCAGCUAUUAAAAUCAGAAGAGUAUAAUUAUUUUUAUCAACUAAAAGUGAUCUGUAUAUGUGCAUAAGCUAAGUAUCAUUAUUUUCUGAAACUAGGAUUUACUUAAAUGUUUUUAACUUAUUUGAUAAUUUUUGCUUUUAUAAUUGAAUCUAACUACUUCUUUUUUUAAUUAUUUUUUAUUUUCUUUGAUUUAACCAAUUUGGUAUUAACAUUUUUUGUGUGAUGAAUAUAAUCUUCAUUAAUUCUCAUUUAAUCCUCAUUUCAUUGGAAAAAUUUGAAAACUUUUGAAUUUCUGAGGUUAAAUCAUUAUGUAAUGCUUUGAUAUUUCAGAAAGUUUAUCUGUUUUUCUUUCUUUAAUAAACUCAUUUAUAAUACUUCUGAUAUGUGCAUUGAUAUUUUUGUUACUGAAAAAAUAUUAUUCAUAGUUUAAAAAACCUAGUUUCAAAAAUUGUUAGGUUUCCAACUAAAUUUGACAGUUUGAGUUUGGUGAUACAAUAUGAGUUUUUAUUUAACUUUUUUAGUUUUAAAUACACAAUUUUUAAUAUUUAUUGAACAUUUAUUUUUGUGUUUUGUUAUAUCUUACAUUUCUCUCAUGUUUUGUAUAUUAACAUUGUAAAUUAUGAUGCAAUGAAUGAUUUCAACUGCCGUAAUUGUUAACACUUUAGAUAUGUAUGUCUUAUUUAAAUGGUGAUUUUUGAGUGAUUUGGAAGACCUUCAUAUCAUUUUUUUUUUUAUGUGUGACUGCUUUUAGAACUUGUCUGAUAUUAGAUUAUUGCUGUAAAUGCUACUUCUUUUAUUUGACAUUUUUUCAUGUUACCAAUGAUGAGUCCUCAUGAACAUGUUUAAAAUAUUUUUUAAAGUUUUGAUGUAAAAUUAAUUUUGCAUGAUAGUUACAUGUAUUAUUAGAGUCAGAAUUUGAACUGAAGUAUCAAUGAAAUCAACCUUCUAGAAUUUUUCAUCUUCAAAUGCCAUUUGUAUGUACAAAUUAUCUCUCUGCUAACUUUCAUAGCAAUAAAUAUUAUGUAGCUAAAAGCUAUAUUAUAAUUUUAACAAUAGUUUGGUAUUUUUAUAGUUGCAUGUAUAAAAGGUUUCUCUUUCAAAAGUGAACUGUUUUCCAUUUGUGUUCAAAAAUUCCUUCCUGUAAAAUGUAUUGAAUUUUCACUCAAGAAAAGUUAGAACUACAGACAUAUUUUGACACUUUAAGUUUAUCCUCAAUUUUAAAUGUGCAUGCUUAGAUUUUUGAAGUUAGAUUGUUUCAAGUAACAUUCUUCCUCAGCAUACUUGCCAAACUGAUGUAUUUAUCCUUUAAAUUUUCAAUGUGAAAGCAAUUAUUUGUGCACUAUUAUAUCACAUAUUGAAUUUAAACUGUAGCGGCUUUUUUAUGAAAAGGUAAGCGCUUGUUUCAACAGAAAAAUAAUUUCAAACAAUUAGAAUUGUUGCUCUCUAAAAAGAAAGUAACAAUAAUUGUUAAGCAGAUAAUCAAGAAAGAUUGUAAUAUUAUAAUGCACCGUUCUAUUCCAAAAGAAUUUGUAGCUUUGAGUACCGGUUCAGCCAUGUAUAUUCAAUAUAAAUGUUUGAUGCUUUUAACUUUUGUGAAUAUGAUGCUUAUAAUUUAGUGGAUUUAAUUUUUAUUAACUUAAAUGCACAUUUUUUUUCCUUUAUUCUUGUAAUGAAAUUAUAUAUAUAUAUAUAUAUAUAUAUAUAUAUAUAUAUAUAUAUAUAUAUAUAUAUAUAUAUGUAUACAGUAAAAUCCCAUUUUUGCAAAGUCGGUUGCAGCAAAAAUUUCCUUUUAGCGAAGAUUUGGUAAUUCCCAACUCAAACUAUAUAGGAGCAAUGUCAACAUUCUUAAUUCUUAACAUUGAUACUACAAAAUUUUGUUUCUUGGGAAAUCAAAGGACCAGCGAAAUUAUUUUGCUGGUCCCUUAAACUUUGAUAAAAUGAGAUUUGACUAUAUACGUAUAUCAAAAAAUAUAUGGGAUUUAUAACAAGAACAAUACAAAUGUGUUAUUUAAGGCAAUACAAAAUGAUAGUAAUCACAUUAAAAUAAAUAUGGAAACUUAUAGCAAUUUCAC
This is a messenger RNA of Uloborus diversus, 4442 nucleotides long. RefSeq names its product MFS-type transporter SLC18B1-like. Gene Ontology annotation, molecular function: transmembrane transporter activity. NCBI's taxonomy places the organism in Eukaryota, Metazoa, Arthropoda, Arachnida, Araneae, Uloboridae. Gene Ontology annotation, biological process: transmembrane transport. The record is from RefSeq and is a predicted model, not a curated record. The transcript has 15 exons. The coding region runs from base 169 to 2214 and encodes 681 amino acids.